This is a messenger RNA of Daldinia caldariorum, 2114 nucleotides long. Its product is annotated as casein kinase II regulatory subunit-domain-containing protein. NCBI's taxonomy places the organism in Eukaryota, Fungi, Ascomycota, Sordariomycetes, Xylariales, Hypoxylaceae. Gene Ontology annotation, molecular function: protein kinase regulator activity. Gene Ontology annotation, cellular component: cytoplasm; protein kinase CK2 complex. The record is from RefSeq and is a predicted model, not a curated record. The coding region runs from base 385 to 1380 and encodes 331 amino acids. The transcript is spliced from 2 exons.
CCUCCCUCCUCUCAUCCUCCCCCCGCCAAAACUUAUCAACACAUAAGGUAUCCAUCGCAACUAUUUCACAAUAUUGAUUCACCAUUGUAUCACAAUAGCCAUCUGCCGAGACCUGCUUCAGGCAUCUAUAGGUGUAGUUUUUACUCCCUAGCCUCUUUGAAUUAUUCUGUUUUCCUCUGCUUUUGCCCCUGUUUUCGCCUUCAUCGGCGUCAUGCAGGUGCCAUAGCUCUCUCUUUUUCUUGUCUCCCUUAACCACAAGUAACCACGGUGUUGCGGGGUUCUUCAAUACCACACCUUGCGACCCUUCUUUAUAUUUACUCCUACGCGAGUGGAAUUUGUUCGGCAUAGGAGUUUUUUUUUUCGGGCGCACCAAAUUUUGCCAGAAUGUCCUCAUCAUCUGGUACCCCGGAAUCUUGGAUUUCCUCCUUUUGUUCCCUCCUGGGCCACGAAUAUUUCGCAGAAGUGUCCGAAGAGUUUAUCGAAGAUGACUUUAACCUAACCGGGUUGCAGACCCAAGUCGCGAUGUAUAAGGAAGCUUUGGAGAUGAUACUCGAUGUUGAACCUGAGGACGACGACGAGGAGGAUGAGGACGAAGAAGACGAAGAAGACGAAUCUAUCGAGGGUAUUGACCGUCCGCGACACGGCGAACGACGAAACCAUAGUCGAAUAGCUAGUGAUCUGUCCGUUAUCGAAUCCUCCGCCGAGAUGCUCUACGGCCUAAUUCAUCAACGCUUUAUCUGUUCGCGGGCAGGCAUUCAACAGAUGUCUGAGAAGUAUGAGUUAGGCCACUUUGGUGUAUGUCCUCGAAGCCAUUGCGAACAGUCUCGGACUCUUCCGGUUGGGCUCUCCGAUAUACCUGGCGAGGAAACGGUGAAGCUAUUUUGUCCUUCGUGCCUCGAUGUCUACGUGCCCCCCAACAGCCGUUUCCAGACCGUUGAUGGUGCAUUUUUCGGCCGCACGUUUGGGGCAUUGUUUCUGCUUACAUUCCCUGAAUACGACCUUACAAGACGGGGCGCUGAUGUACUAGCAAAUGCGCGCGUAAGCGAUGACGAUAAGGAGAUGCUUAAUGGCAUGUACACAUGCAACAUUGCACCUGGACUAGGUGGCAACAAGAUAUACGAGCCUCGUAUCUACGGCUUCCGCGUUUCGGAAGUUGCACGCUCGGGCCCACGAAUGCAGUGGCUACGAGACAAACCGGAUAAUAUUUCAGACUUAGACGAGGCACGUCACCAUGCAGAGGCCAACCCCGACAGCGACGAUGAAGAUGAGAGCAUGAACCUUAAUGGACGGCCUGUUCGAAGACUACGACCACGAAGACGACAUGGCCAAGGAGGCAGUCCUAUGGCUGUAGAGGCGAAUGGGGCGGACUCGGAGCUUUAAAAGAACAAGCCGAAGAGCAGCGGUCACAGGAGUGGUGGAGGCGCGCGCCUUCGCCCGUAGGAAGUCCAUAUAUGAGGUACAAAACAUGAAUCGGACUAGACACGAUGUGGUUUGAAUUCUAUUAGGUCGAAAGAGUCGCAAUCGGGGUUUCUGUACUCAUCGUGGGCUCGUCCUUGGUUUGCCAAGAAGUAGCAUGGGACAACGCAGAUUAUCAGGUCUUUGUGCUACUGGAUAGGAAAAGGAACGAACGAACGCGCCCUAUACUUACUUCUACCUUGCAUGGCUGGCGUUGGUAAACAUUUCGAUGCUUGAUUCCAUCCAGGCAGGCUUUUGUUUGGGGCGAAGGGGGCUCUGGUUAGCAUUAAAGGGGAAAAGAGGACUACAAGUUCGGAGAAAGCAUACGAGGCGGUUUCUUGUGGAUACGAUGUAACUCGAGUUAUUAUGUCUUAUUUGCACGUGACACUCAAUCGGAGUCAGGGGCUCUUAUAGAUGGUCACCACACGUCGUAAUAAAUUCCCUUUCGCGCGCGUGUGUGAUGGAGCUAUAACUGUUUUGAAAGGCACAACAUAAUCUAGUCGUUGCUAGCCUGAGGUUUUAUUAAAGAUGAGAUGUUUGUGAAACCCUAGGACUACUUUUCCGUCUAGCACCUCGGAAGGCUCGUUAUGAGAUAGUGAUGCAUUAUGAUUCAAGUUGAGCUUCUAAGUGCUUGCAUUAGGUUAGGUACCUAUACUAGG